AUGAAAUCAUAAUCUUUAUCGAAAUAUUAAUGCAAUAAUAGGUCAUUGAUUAUACAACGACGAUUGGUAUAAUUUGAAUAUUAUAGAAGAGCAGAUAGCCUACCUAAUCACCUUAAAAUAUAGAUGGCCUCUCUUUCUAAAAUUAUUUCACUGAAUAAUCAAAUCUCAAAUCUUAAGCUUCUAAAAAAGAAAUAAUCAGAUUGAUUUAGUCUUCUUAUGAGAGUAUAGAGUAAAAUAUAGACAUCCAAGAGUUGAAUACCAUUUUGACAAAACUACUUAAGGGAUUAAGCACUUGUCUUUAUGAGUAAGAUUUGUCAUUAGCACUGAUCUAACUUAUAUAAGUAAUCAAAAAAACUAUAAAGAAUUACUAAAUCAAUUAAAAGUAAAUCUAUGAUAUUGAAAAGACCUAAUUAUUGUCAAAAUUAUAACAAUUUGAACAAUAAUCUACAGAGAAUGAAUAGAAAUUAGGUAAUUUUUUUUGUUAUUUUAGUUAAUAAGAUUAAAGAAUAUGAAAAUCAAAACAGAAUAUUAAAGUAUUAGAAUGAUUUAUCUCAAAUCAAGAAAGGCAGAUUAAAAACUGAGAAGCUUAUUGAUCGCAAUUAAUAUAAAGAAUAAAUUAGGGAUAUGUAAUAAGAAAUUCUUUCUAUAUCAGAGAAAAAGCAUAAAUUAAUAAGGUUGGUAAAAGCAAUGAAAUCAAGAGGAAUAGAUGUUGAAAAAUUUUAUUAUAAUCUCAACAAUUAAAGUAAUAGAGAGACCAAGAAAUCAAGCAAAUAAUCUAAUUCAUAAAGUGAGCACUUAUCAUUCAGUGAAUCAAAUAUGGCAGAUAUUUCUCAAUUAGAUUUCAGUGCUGGAUUAAUUAAGAGACAUACUCAAUUUAUAAUUGAUUGA
This is a messenger RNA of Paramecium sonneborni, 888 nucleotides long. NCBI's taxonomy places the organism in Eukaryota, Ciliophora, Oligohymenophorea, Peniculida, Parameciidae. The record is from the annotation of a GenBank genome assembly.